UAUGUAGUACCUUGUCUUGUUGCAGGCCUUGCACGAACCUAGUGCUAAUAUAUGCAUGGAAUCUGCAAAUGGAGAAUCCAGAAGUGCAUUAUGUGGUCCACAUGGCCAAUUCAUUAGGUCCAAUCUUAUGGAUGCCUCAAGGCUGGAAGGGUGUGAGCCGUCUUAUGGAUUUAAAGCACUCCUCCUUAAUCAGAAGAUAUUGUCAAGCAAAGGAGAUAUUGGAGUUUUCCGAAAUUGUAAGAAGGAAAUUACAGUGCCAGUGGAAUUUAAUUUCCGAACAGAGAAGAGAGUUCAACAUAACCCACCAAUUGAACUCUUAAACAAGCUCUCUCUGACAUCUGACCAAUCAACUGCUGGUUCUCGCACAAAAUUGCCAUUGCCUAUCAGCUUAUCUGUUAAGGGAUCAAAAGAGAAUAGAUGGAGUUCCUUCCAGCAAGAACAUGAGAUAAAACAAGUAGUGAAACAAAAGGUAACCUCCUUUCAAGGGAAGCAGAUUCAAUGCAGCGCUGAUGGGAGAAAGGAAGUCGGUCCUGUUUCUGGGAUUAACGGGAGAAUAGGCAUUCGCUGAGAGUAAAAAGUCGAAUUUUUCUCAACCUAUAUCCUUGAUGGCAUCAACCUUCAACCUCUGCCAUUGAAGUUGAGAGGUCGAUACUAGUUAUUGACUAGUAUAUAUAACUUCUUAGAACAUGUCAUAUUAAGCUAUUUUGCAUGCAUAAUAGAAAUGUGAAAGUCAUUUUUUUCAUCCCAAAAUGCUGAUAUUGUCACAGAUCAUAAUACAGUUCUAUGUAAUCUUUAUUUGAUUAACAAUAAAACAGUUGUAGGAUGACCAA
This is a messenger RNA of Olea europaea var. sylvestris, 830 nucleotides long. RefSeq names its product protein TPX2-like. The record is from RefSeq and is a predicted model, not a curated record. Gene Ontology annotation, biological process: regulation of mitotic spindle organization; mitotic spindle assembly; activation of protein kinase activity. The transcript is spliced from 8 exons. The coding region runs from base 56 to 568 and encodes 170 amino acids. Gene Ontology annotation, cellular component: nuclear microtubule; mitotic spindle. Gene Ontology annotation, molecular function: microtubule binding; protein kinase activator activity. Lineage: Eukaryota; Viridiplantae; Streptophyta; Magnoliopsida; Lamiales; Oleaceae.